AUGACUUCUGAUGUCCUUGAUAUACUUGAGCUGGAGGAGCCAGGUGUAAGAAAAACCCUCCUCGACACACGUACUCUGUUGAACAGGACCGACAAGGUAAAGAAUUACGGGAAUUGACGCCUGCUUUUUAACAGAAGAAAGCAACUUCAAAAAAUCCUCCGCUUAAAAGACCUGACCACAUUCCUCGCGAAGUCUGGGGCUUACAGAAUACGUUUAAAAAGUAUGUUUUGUCAACUUUGCCGACUCUGUGCAGUCAUGAUCCUUAGUAGAACUUAAGUUCUACCAAGAUUAACGUGUUGUUGUGCAGUUUGGUGCAACUUUAAACACGCCCAGGGUUUUGAAUAAACGUCUUCUAUUUGCGGGAGCUUGUAUUUAAGAUACUUAACUAGACCAGGAGCACUAAAACGUGUUUUUCCUAUCAGAAUGUGUUAAGUAGGCGCAGAUUCGCUUACUUGUGUUGUAUUUUAUUUGGUGAAAUAACAGCGAAACUCGAUGCUUACUUCGAUCAGUAGAUUUCUAACACGGAGCAUGCUUAAAGAGGACACGACAACUGCAUUUUUGAGAUGGAUUCCUGAAUCUAGAUGUCUAUCCAUCGCCUCAGGCAGGCGGGUCUACUCAUAGUUCCCAUCUCUUAUCGUGUCUGACGAAUGAGGGACUUCAGUAGUGCCAGUGCAACUUGUGCACGAGGGGUUGACGUACGAUUCAUCGUUUGCUGCAAGUCCGACGAGGCAACCGUGACAUUACGAUCGUAGGUCACCAUUAAAUGGACCCACUUGUCAUCGCUGCCUUACAGGUAGGUUAGUGAACUAAAGUGCCGGUGAAUUCGAGCAGACAGUCCUGGGAACGUCCGGAAAUUCUAUUAUAAUCCAUGGAAAAUGAUGCACUCUACAGCCCUGGUCCAUGUGUCCAGGUGAGCGCUAAGCAGGCUGAACUGCACAAUCGCAAACCGAUUGUUAUUUCUGGAUGCUAAGACUUAAAGAUUUCCCCGAUCCCUCCACCAACAAUCUGAAAGUGCGCAGUGUUGAUCCUUACAGUGUUAGUAUUUUCCACCUACGCGGGACCCCAAUACCAGACUUGUGCUCCCGGUAGUGUGGACCCCUGGGCUGAACUGUUUAAAGCCUGUUAUAUCUGUUGUUGCAACUCCUCGGAUAGACACAGUGUAACUAUUACCCUCUGCGAACGGGAGAUUCACGCAUUUAUAAUGUUCAGGCCAUUAAAUUGCCCUUUAAAAGGCGUAUUGCUGGUGGGACAGUAUUGCCAAGGUCUGUCAUUUUCGUGUGCACGAUUCGAAAGAAGUUUUAUACAUGGAAUUGCAAGAACCUAUUGCGAUUUGCCGAUCGUCACCGGUGACUGAAUUAGUUCGUCUAGCGUUUUGGUUAUGGUUCUCAGUGCAAUAAUGACUAAGGCCUGCCGAAUCUUACUGGGUAGAAUGAACUGUUUGCCGCCAACACGCGCAUGUACUAUCGUCGCCAAGGUCCUAUGGCCUAGCAUUCCAGCGUUAGUCUUGCAGCCCACUGAGUGCAUGACAAGGGGUCAUUUCGUUUUUGUUGAAGCCAACAACGCUUUCAGGCUAGAUAGCGUUAUCGCCCGCAUGCGCCCGAAGGUUUGCUUCGCAUCCGCACUCAGAGUAUCUCGUGCCAGACGCUUUGAGAUUGCAAUGAGCAACAGUCAAGACUUUUAAACAGGAAUCAGAUCUUACUUUGUAGCCCAAGUAGAUGGAGCUGGUAGCAGCAAGUAUACAUAAUUAAGGUUCCUAAUCCGUGAGGAAACUUGAAGAAUUCGCGAACAAGCCCGCCGAUGCUAUAGUGACUAGACCAGCUGAUGAACCCUACUGCCGUUUACCUCGAUAGUUCGAGGUAGGUCCUCCAGACUAAUUCCUUAAAACUGUUACACAGCGACAUAGUUGUCUAUAGGAGGCCGAAUAGAAUACCAUAAAUGGGUCCCGACUUCCGUAGAGCAGGUUUCAGACGUCUGCAUGCUCGAAAACUACCGGUUUAUUCGUUAAUUUAGCGGUAAGUGCCUCACAAAGAGCGAUUGUUUGCAAUGUGAAUGGUGACCUUAGUACUGACAAGUCGACACGGGUAAAGCACUGGCAUGGACACUUCCAACGUCUUUGGACCUCCGGUGACCCGACAAUUACCACUUAUUCAUAGAAUCUGGGUUUUAUAUUUCUCCAGCCCGUACAUUGUCGGAUGACCCUCCUUCCCGGGAGAAAGUUAUUGUUGAAAUAUUGAAACUGCCUGACAGUAAGGCGCCCGAGGAGGAUGACACGUCUGCCGAGAUUUGUUAAUCGUGUUUUAACACUGACACCCUGGCCCUGUGAAGUGAUUGAACUAAAACAGGAAAGCGAGACCGUUCCUGACAACCGCGACCCCUCCGUUCUUAGACAUGUUCUGUAGACAAAAACCAGUUUAGUCUGUCAUUGGUACCGUUACAAAAGUAUUUGCCGUUGUCAUUAGGCGGUUUUAUAUGAUGUGGGAUGCAAGGGUGAGACCCAACAAGCCGUGUUCCGAGCUGGGUGUGUGUUUGCCAACCAAGUAUUCAGAAUGCAACGCGUUGUCGAGUUUUGCCAUGGCCUACAACAGCCAACAGUCUUUUGCUUAAUUUCGCUGCAGAGUUCGAUUUCGGGCACUGACAGUCCUUGGGACGAACGAAGAGGCUAGACAACAUGUUUGCAAAAUUUAUCGCUGUGGUCAUAGUCUACUAUGGUUUCACACUAGCGCGAGUUCUUGUAAAAAAAAACAAAUUUUCUGCCUUCCUACCGGCCACUGCAGUUAACUGCAUCACGCUGUUUUGACGGCAUCUAAUUUUACCAUGACGUCGACUGACCAAUCUUGAUUACACUGACGACAUCACCAGUUAUGGUAACCUUUAGAAUGCGGCAAAUCCGCGAUUUAUCCAUCAACGUUGUAAAAAAACAAUUGGCUAGAGCCACAUCCCUGACUAUAAGGAGAUGUCCCCUGAAGAAGCGGACAGUUUAAACCGCCUCCCUCAGUGACGUCUAAUUAAUCCGCCGCACUAUCUCAACCGCCACGAUGUCCCACUUAUUCCCAAGAUUCCCCAGCCAGCCCUCCUGUGAUUGCUGGAGUUACGCGUGGGAGACAAGCAAAAAUUAGGCGUUUUCGGUUACUGUUGCUUGAGAACGAUGCUUAGAGUGAGGUAUGCCGAUUAAUCUCUAAUGAGACAACCUGCUCUCACUGUCUUUACAUCACGAGGUUAUCUCAUCUCAUCAAAGACAUACAACCGAAAUGGUUUCGACUUAUGUUUCGUGACCCAACCAACAACCAGUGCUGCGGCACUAAGUCCGACUCCACCGUCCAUUGCAGAGGAGGAAACCGAGCUUAAUUCAAUGCGCGGUUCGAUAAAAAGGCGGUUCUUGAACUCCCUGUACUCAGCCCAGGAUGUUGGAGAAGAGAGUAAUCUGGACUGACCAGAUCGUCUGCCGCAGGUGAUCGCGCUUGGAGGGGCGCUACAUAGGGCAUCGGUAUGACUUGCCACAUUAAGCAUGAUCACAUAUGUCUCAGGCGCAAGUGAAGGCGAGACUCACUAAUCUCGUUAUUGGAUCAGUUCAUGUAACUUCCUCGUCGUGGCAUUUCAGACGAACUCCCUGUGGAGCCUGAGCCGUUAAUACGACAAAACGUUCUUUUGUCUGCUCGCAUUAUUAGUGAUACCGUAAAGCCACUUCGUUUACAACGAGUUUCUGAUAUCUUCUAACAACAAAAGGUGUCCUACAUUGGUCGAUUAUUUGGAAAUUUAAUGAGACGAAGCCCAUUUCCUGCAAUAUUUCGUCAACUGUCCUGGUGUGACGGUCAUACUCUUCUUCCAGUCGUAAGACUUUAUCUGCAAAUAAGCUCAUUAGACGUUCAUUGUGAUGGGAUCAUGUGUGUUCUGACGUUUGAAGUAGCGAAUUCAGCUGUUCAUCCUCUGAUACUGGUUGGUGCGCACUGUAUCCGACUCAUGCAUCAUUAACGUCGCCAUGUGAUGCAACGGGAACUCCUGUUUCGCUGUCGUCAGUUACUUCGCCGCCUUCUCAUGACAGUGAAGAUAAAUUACGGCGCCGUAUCCGUUUAUUGCUCUCAUUUUGUUGUUGUCCGAGACAUCCGGUUUGACAUUUGACCCGUCACGCGGAUUCUCUUUAUUCGCGUGAAAGCUCCUGUGAUAGAUAACUUUACUUGGCAGUGAUUGAUUGGGUCGAUUGAUUGAUUGAUUGGUCCCGCUUUCAAACGUGAAUUCUCAGUCACUACUAUAUUCGCCCACUUUUUUCAAUCUCUUAGUGAACUACCACCGUUGGUUCCAGCCGAUGAAGCUCCGGUGUACAAACAGCCCAAAGUUGUUAUUGGUGCCAGCCGGGUUCGUCGGUGGCAAUGGGUUGCAUUCACUAAUUCUGCGCGCUCUGUAAGUCAUCUGGAAAUGUUCACUUUCCACCAACUUGCUUAAGGAUGGCCUUGUACUUCACCACUGGCGGCGGGCUGGUGAUGUUGAGUCCGAGGAGGACUACUACUUUGCGCGUUUCAACAAGGUUAGUGUCUUUUCGCUUCGCAAACGCCGUCCUGCCUUGUCAAUAAAUUAUCAUUUCAGUAGUAUUAUUGAUUUCAGUAGGUUGUCAACAUUUAUCACUUGUAAUACUACUGGCGGAUUCUUUCAACUUGAGAUGCCUCGCGGACUGCUGUGAUUAUAAUUCGCAAUUACGUUAGGGCCCUGGCUUUACGGCUAGGAAUAGGGUUUUGGCUUUAGAGUUGGGAAGACAGUUAGGUUUUUAGGGUUAGGGAGUCAUUCGGCACCCGCGUCCCACGACUCUCAUCUACGGUUUACGUCUGAUUGGUCACAUUCUUGGGUGGUUCAGUUUCGAUGACCCUGACAGGCUAAUCACCCUUAUUCUUCGUGGAAUUGGUUUUACAGGCCAGCAGCAGCAGCAAGGAAUUUUUGUAUCGCGUGCUACUUACGCUGAGAUUUUAGUACCUACUAAAAUAUACUAACAUAUUUGCCUGUAAUACCUGUGUUUUUGUCUUAGUUUUUGCACAUUUUCCACUGUUUUCUCACACACCCACCCGUAAAGCCCUUUUUACUACCGUUCCCCUAUUGGGCGCGCCGCAUUUACAACAUUUCACAGUUGGUGACAGAAGAAAGGGGAGGGGGGAAGCAUUGACAUCUCUUCUGUCUGUCUGGGCCCGUAAUCCACUUAAGCGAGUUAUUCAAAGCGGUAUCGUCGGAAAACAGCCGAAUUUUUAUCGUUAGUCACUCGCUGGGACACUAACCCACUUCCAGCGAUCUGCAAGCCCUCUUACUUCAGGCUGCACUGAAUUAUGUUCGCUACAAAAAGCUUCUCCCUAGUCACUUAUGCUCUAGCCCUCGUAGAGGUUUUCACAAUCUGCGCAUUUAAAAUGUGCCAACAAACGUGUAGGGUCGCCGGGAUCCACUUUUUAAUUCCCCCAGAGCCUGUUAGAAAACAAGCAGUUCGAUAGGAGCGAAUUUGAGUACCUAGCCUGCAUAAAUGCCUUUCAGACAAUGUCCAACCCGCUAUAUUUCAGGCACAUGCUCGUUCCUGUAUUUCAGCAAUACAGGUAGUUAACCGCGCACUGCCUGGCACUUGAGUUAGCCUCUUAUUUUGUUGAAAGUAGGAACAGAUCGUACUUAUUGUCGCCAAUUUGGUCUGCUGCUUAAGUAGCCCUCAUGGGCUUAUAACCGGUGUGUAAUCGCACGGGGUAGGCGAGCACGCUAGCCUACGCUCUUUCGGUGCUGUCGGAAGUACAAAGCAAAAACGAUCGGGAACUGACAUGGACGCGGGGACGGACAAAACUAAAAAGUCUGUCUACUCGGGGGUCACCUAUCGAACAUGACGACGACGACGACGACGUCGAUUUCGACGAUGUCCACGAUCUACAGCAGGCUGAGAGCAGGGAGGGUGGCUUGUGCGCAGAUUAGUUUAUAAUGAUAGUGGACUUGCGUAGCGUCUACCGCUCCCUCCUCUCCCGCCUGCACCCGGCGUCAUGACAAAGUCAAGAAGACAGGACGUGGGAGGGGCUGUAGCUGGUUGACAAGACGAAAACCCGGAUCACACCUUCGUGCUCCACAACGAACGUUUGACCACCAUUUUAAGCAACAUGGUGUCAAACCCGCUAUAAAGACCUCAUUAACAAGAAGUAAUGUCAUCUAGCAGGUCGUCCCAAAUGACAACCCUGUAAUUCCGUCACCGGCUGUCUUCUAAGCCACCAUUGUGUGCGCGCCAUGAUGGUUUCAAGGCGUGACUGGUAGUUUAUAGUUGCGAAGUUCUGCACUUAACCCGGGUUGAGUGGAGCUAACAUUCGUACGUUCACGAAUCUGACCUGUCCGAGUUAGGAAAACUGAAGGUGGGAUUGGGCACAGUGCUGACACGUGAACUCGGGUCUCAAAUGUCUGAGAUUUACUGUAAGAAGGAACUAUUACAGUCUGAACCUCACCUCAGGAGGAGACUGAGUUGCUCCAUCAGCAGGCGACAUUCCGACUACUUCUUUCAUCACGUUGUAAUUUCCUUAAAUGCUUCAGCUUCAUUAUAAUGACUGUGCGACGGCCGAUUUCAAAGACGUCCACAGUGUUUCUCCACAGCAGGCCGAGAGAGGUGGUUUGUGCGCGGAUUAG
This is a messenger RNA of Spirometra erinaceieuropaei, 6615 nucleotides long. Lineage: Eukaryota; Metazoa; Platyhelminthes; Cestoda; Diphyllobothriidea; Diphyllobothriidae. The record is from the annotation of a GenBank genome assembly.